UUCACUGCGAACAGCGAAUUGUUACCAUGCCUGAACCACAGCAGAAGCCAGCGCCCAAGAAGGGCUCCAAGAAAGCCGUGACCAAGACCGCCGGCAAGAAGGACAAGAAGAGGAGGAAGACCAGGAAGGAGAGCUACGCCAUCUACGUCUACAAGGUGAUGAAGCAGGUCCACCCCGACACCGGCAUCUCCUCCAAGGCCAUGGGCAUCAUGAACUCCUUCGUGAACGACAUCUUCGAGCGCAUCGCCGGUGAGGCCUCCCGCCUGGCUCACUACAACAAGCGCUCCACCAUCACCUCCAGAGAGAUCCAGACCGCCGUCCGCCUGCUGCUGCCCGGGGAGCUGGCCAAGCACGCCGUGUCCGAGGGCACCAAGGCCGUCACCAAGUACACCAGCUCCAAGUAGACGACGACCUUCCUCCUUACUGCCUCCAUCUUAAACCCACCAAAGGCUCUUUUAAGAGCCACACACUUUCCCUGAAAGAGCCAAGUU
This is a messenger RNA of Siniperca chuatsi (mandarin fish), 491 nucleotides long. Its product is annotated as histone H2B 1/2-like. The transcript has a single exon. Lineage: Eukaryota; Metazoa; Chordata; Actinopteri; Centrarchiformes; Sinipercidae. The record is from RefSeq and is a predicted model, not a curated record. The coding region runs from base 27 to 404 and encodes 125 amino acids. Gene Ontology annotation, cellular component: nucleosome. Gene Ontology annotation, molecular function: structural constituent of chromatin; DNA binding; protein heterodimerization activity.